UUUCUUUUAAAUGAAUUGUUUGCAUAAUAAUUUUAACUUAAUUAAUUAAAAUUCCGACUUGGCAACACUGAAGUAGAAUCACAUGACUAAUUCGUCAUAUGUUUAUACCACGUGGAUGUUAAAUGGAGUAAACAAACUAUGGCUAUUUCGAUUAAAAUCGUCAUUUUUUGCAUUACUUGGUGUUGUUACGGGGCUGUAACUCUAUUGCUGUUUCAUAUGUUCACAAUUCAUCAAAAUUCGCCGUAUAUGGACGAAAUUUUCCAUGUUAAACAAGCAGAAAAAUACUGCGAUGGAAAUUUCAGCGAGUGGGAUGACAAGAUUACCACACCUCCUGGCUUAUAUUUGGUAUCUAUAGGUAUUCUGGUGCCUGCAUCAUCUCUAUUUCAUAUAAAUUAUUGCACUACAAUUGGACUGAGAAUCAUCAAUGUCGCUUUUUCAAUGGGAAAUAUGUACAUUAUUUAUGUUUUACAUGCUUACAUUCAUAAAACACAUCAGAAUAUUAAGAAGUAUCAACAUAUUUUAUCUUCAUUAAAUCUUGCCUUGUUUCCAUUAUCAUAUUUUUUUACAUUCCUAUACUACACUGAUUCAGGAGCUCUUUUCUUCAUUUUACUCAUGUAUUUAUUUCAUCUAAUGAGAAGUGAUGGAACAGCUGCUCUUUUUGGUUUGUUAGCGAUACUUUUUCGUCAAACCAGCAUUAUUUGGGUGUUUUUUGUUGCAGUUUUACAGUUAAUUAACAUUCUUACUUAUUGGAUAAGAAGAGAAACAUCAGCGAAACAAGAUCAUGUUCAUUCUUUACUUCCAUUUAUUAAAUACACAAGAACUAUACUUCUACACAGAAAACAGUUAUUUCAUAUAUUAUCAGAUAUACUUAAAACAACUGGAAAUUAUGUAUUAAUUGGAAUUGGAUUUGUAUUAUUUGUUAUUUAUAAUCAGGGUAUAGUUCUUGGAGAUAAAAGUGCUCAUCAGGCUUGCUUUAAUUUUCCACAGAUUUUAUAUUUUCUAGGAUUCUUUCUGUGUUUUUCUUGUUCCUAUUUAAUUAGUUUUACUAAACUUUUGCAGUUUUUAAAAUUUUGUCAAACUCAUUUCUUUCUUACAUGUUUUUUCUGUGUAGUAAGUGGUGCAUUUAUUUACAAAUUUACAUAUGUUCAUCCUUAUUUAAUAGCUGAUAAUCGUCAUUUGACAUUCUAUAUUUGGAGAAAAAUACUUGGUUACAAAUCAAUCAUUCCUUACCUUUACAUUCCUUUAUAUUUAUAUUCCGCUUGGUCGUUGAUUCAUUCACUUUCACAUAAAUCAGAGUUAUGGAAAUUAACCUUUAUAUUUUGUCUUAUUGUUGCAUUGAUUCCUCAACAGUUAUUGGAAUUCAGAUAUUUUAUAAUACCAUAUAUUAUUUUGAGACUGAAUAUGAAUGUCGGUAACUGGUUACAGUUAUUAGGAGAAACAUUUGUCUAUAUAUUUAUAAAUAUUGUUGCUUUAUAUUUAUUCUUUUACAAAACUUUCCAUUGGCCAGAUAGUAAUGAUGUACAAAGAAUUAUGUGGUAAUAUUUUUGUACAGUGUUGUAAGAUUUAAUGUAUUAUAGAUUUAAUUACAAUGCUAUCUAAGCAGCUGACAUUUUUAAAAAUUUUAGUUUAAAGUAUAUUAUCAAAAGUAAUUUUUGUAUAAAAAUUGAUAAAAACAUAAAUUUUAACUUUAUAAUUGUUAAUAUAAUUAUCAGAGACCAAGUAAAAUUCUGAAUUCAAACUUUAAGAUCAUUAAAAAGUCAUUUCAACUAAUGAGAAGCUUAAAAUGCAAAAAUAAAUUAAUUUUUUAUGAUGAUUUUUCACUUAUUAAAACUAUAAGAUGGCAUUAAUGUAUAAUUAUCCAUUUAUUAA
This is a messenger RNA of Centruroides sculpturatus (bark scorpion), 1869 nucleotides long. It is a transcript of the gene Alg10, whose product is annotated as putative Dol-P-Glc:Glc(2)Man(9)GlcNAc(2)-PP-Dol alpha-1,2-glucosyltransferase. Gene Ontology annotation, cellular component: endoplasmic reticulum. The record is from RefSeq and is a predicted model, not a curated record. Gene Ontology annotation, biological process: dolichol-linked oligosaccharide biosynthetic process; protein N-linked glycosylation. The transcript is spliced from 4 exons. Lineage: Eukaryota; Metazoa; Arthropoda; Arachnida; Scorpiones; Buthidae. Gene Ontology annotation, molecular function: dolichyl pyrophosphate Glc2Man9GlcNAc2 alpha-1,2-glucosyltransferase activity. Bases 139 to 1539 code for a protein of 466 amino acids.